CUUAGCCGCGCGGUACUGCAGCGCGAAUUUUUCGCGCCUCGAGGCAUAGCGUUGACGCUGCGGAGGAGUUCGGUGUGUUGGGGUGGCCAGUGAUCGAAGAACUCCCGUGAUCCCAUUCUUGAACCGGGCGCUUCCCGACAUCAGCGGCCAUGGGUAUCUGCAGCUCCUCGUGCUGCGGAGGGAAAUCCCGCGAUGCCCUUUACGAGAAUGUCCUCGCCGAGAACGAGCGGGAAGCUAUUGCCGACCUUCUGCAGUACCUUGAACAUCGUGCCGAGACCGAUUUCUUCUCGGGUGAACCGCUCCGAGCUCUCAGCAUCCUCGUCUAUUCUAAUAACAUCGACCUCCAACGGAGCGCGAGCUUGACUUUCGCCGAGAUCACGGAACGAGAUGUCCGGGCCGUGGACCGCGAUACACUGGAGCCCAUUCUCUUCCUCCUGGAAAACCCGGACAUCGAGGUGCAACGUGCAGCUAGCGCCGCCCUGGGAAAUCUCGCGGUGAAUACGGAGAACAAGGUCCUCAUCGUCCAGUUGGGUGGUUUACAGCCCCUGAUCAAGCAGAUGACGUCGCCGAACGUCGAGGUCCAGUGCAACGCCGUCGGCUGCAUUACGAAUCUGGCAACUCACGAGGACAAUAAGGCCAAGAUCGCCAGGUCGGGAGCCCUGGUCCCGCUGACCCGGUUGGCCAAGUCUAAGGACAUGAGAGUUCAGAGGAAUGCUACCGGCGCUCUUCUCAACAUGACGCACUCUGACGAGAACCGACAGCAGCUCGUUAACGCCAACGCUAUUCCCGUGCUUGUACAGCUCCUGUCGUCUCUUGACGUGGACGUGCAGUACUACUGUACCACGGCCUUGAGCAACAUUGCCGUCGACGCCGUCAACAGGCGGAAACUGGCCGAGACAGAACCCCGUCUUGUCCAGCAUUUGGUCAAUCUGACGGAAUCCCCGUCGCCGAAGGUGCAGUGCCAAGCUGCCCUGGCGCUUCGAAAUCUUGCGUCCGACGAGAAGUAUCAGCUCGAGAUCGUCCAUGCCGGCGGACUUGGACCCCUUCUCCGCCUCCUUCGGUCCUCUUAUCUCCCGCUCAUCCUCUCCGCCGUUGCCUGCAUCCGGAAUAUCUCGAUCCAUCCUCAGAACGAGUCGCCGAUAAUCGAGGCUGGCUUCCUGAAACCCCUGGUCGAUCUACUCGGGUCAACAGACAACGAGGAAAUCCAGUGCCACGCCAUCUCGACGUUGCGCAACCUGGCAGCAAGCUCUGACCGGAAUAAGUCACUCGUUCUCGAGGCGGGCGCGGUUCAGAAGUGCAAGCAGCUUGUACUGGAGGUGCCUGUCACGGUGCAGUCCGAGAUGACAGCCGCGAUUGCGGUUCUUGCCUUGAGCGACGAGCUCAAGACACACCUUCUGGAGCUAGGCGUCUUCGAGGUCCUAAUCCCCCUCACCAAGUCACCCAGCGUCGAGGUUCAAGGCAACAGUGCCGCUGCGCUGGGCAAUCUCUCGUCGAAAGUGGGCGACUAUAGCAUCUUCGUUCAGAACUGGUUGGAGCCGAGCGACGGUAUCCACGGCUACCUUAGCCGGUUCCUUGCCAGUGGAGAUGCCACAUUCCAGCACAUUGCGAUUUGGACGUUGCUCCAGCUGCUCGAGUCGGAGGACAAGAAGCUCAUCGGCCUUAUUGGGAAAUCCGAUAGCAUUGUCGACAUGAUCAAACACAUCGCCAACCGGCAAAUGGAAUCGGACAACGAAGCCGAAGACGAUGACGAGGGAGAGGUGGUCAACUUGGCCCAACGCUGUCUUGAGUUGUUGGGGCAGGGUGCCUCUAAAAGCCACAUCGAGGGCUGAUACUAAUCCCCAGUUGAUGAAGAGAAUGUGGGCCUUCUCACCCUCCAUACCUGUGUUUUCGUCGUUAUCUGCUUUGGCUCGUCCUUUUGUUGCGCAUCG
This is a messenger RNA of Thermothielavioides terrestris NRRL 8126, 1928 nucleotides long. RefSeq lists its product as uncharacterized. Bases 150 to 1829 code for a protein of 559 amino acids. The transcript is spliced from 7 exons. Gene Ontology annotation, molecular function: protein-membrane adaptor activity; protein binding. Lineage: Eukaryota; Fungi; Ascomycota; Sordariomycetes; Sordariales; Chaetomiaceae. The record is from RefSeq and is a predicted model, not a curated record. Gene Ontology annotation, biological process: vacuole inheritance; nucleus-vacuole junction assembly. Gene Ontology annotation, cellular component: fungal-type vacuole membrane.